Cavenderia fasciculata is the source of this 1557-nucleotide messenger RNA. It is a transcript of the gene pdi2, whose product is annotated as protein disulfide isomerase. Gene Ontology annotation, molecular function: protein disulfide isomerase activity. Gene Ontology annotation, biological process: response to endoplasmic reticulum stress; protein folding. The coding region runs from base 1 to 1557 and encodes 518 amino acids. The record is from RefSeq and is a predicted model, not a curated record. NCBI's taxonomy places the organism in Eukaryota, Evosea, Eumycetozoa, Acytosteliales, Cavenderiaceae. The transcript is spliced from 3 exons. Gene Ontology annotation, cellular component: endoplasmic reticulum.
AUGAUAUUAUUAGCAGCUUGUUUGUUCUUGGCCGCAAUCAAUGCACACCCAGGACACAGCCAUCACCACGAUUCAGAUGAUGAAGAGGAAGAGACCGACGUCAAGUCACAUGUCAUGAACCUCAACGAAGAGAACUUUGCUCAAACCAUUGCCGAACACGACGUCGCCCUCGUCAUGUUCUUUGCCCCAUGGUGUGGACAUUGCAAGAACCUCAAGCCACACUUUGCCGAAGCAUCCAACAAGUUGGCCAGCAACGAAAAGAUUGCUCUCGCCAAGGUUGACUGUACCGUCGAAGAGACCCUCUGUCAACUCAACAAGGUCAAGCAUUACCCAACCCUCGUCAUCUACAACAAUGGUGUUCCAGAACCAUGGGAAGGUGAAAGAACUGCCAAGGGUAUUGAAGAAUCUGUCUUGGCUGAAUUAUUACCACCAGUUACAAGCAUUUCAAGUGAAGAAGAAUUAAUCAAGUUUAAUGAAGCCAACCCAGUUUCAGUUGUUGGAUUCUUUGACAAUGAUCAUGACGAUAGAUACGCCCAAUUCAAGACCAUUGUUGGUAAGCUCAAGAAGUUUGCCAAGUUUGGUUCGGUCGUCAACAAGGAGUUUGCCAGCAAGUAUGCCAGCAAGUCACCAUCGGUUGUCGUCUUUAAGAAGGAUCAAGACAAGAGCGAAUUUGCCAACGCCGACUUUGAAGUCGAAGAGUUGGUCAAGUUUAUCCGUUACUCUAUCCUCCCAUUGGUCGGUGAAAUCAACGGUCAAACCUACAAAAAGUACGACGGAGCCGGUCUCCCACUCGUCUACCUCUUUAUCAACCCAGCCGACGCCGACGCCAAGGAAGCUGUCCUCGCCGCCGCCACCCCCGUCGCCAAAAAGGCCCUCGGAAAGGCUAUCUUUUGUUGGGUCGAUCACUCCAAGUACCCACAACAAGCCAAGUACAUGGGCUUGAGUGGUGAUGUUGUCCCAUCGGCUGCCAUCGAAGUUGCUGCCAAGGCACAAAAGUUCCUCAAGUCUGAGAGCGAAGAGUUCAACCUCGACACAUUUGACAAGUUUAUCGGCGAGUUUUUGGCCGACAAGCUCGAACCAUUUGUCAAGAGUGAACCAAUCCCAGAAGACAACAACGGACCCGUCAAGGUUGUCGUUGCCAAGACCUACAAUGAAAUCGUUCUCGACACUACAAAGGAUGUCUUGGUCGAGUUUUAUGCCCCAUGGUGUGGUCACUGCAAGAACCUCGAACCAAUCUACAAGCAACUCGGUGAACACUUUGCCACCACCGCAAAGUCUGUCGUCAUUGCCAAGAUUGAUGCCACCGCCAACGAUGUCCCAUCUGAAUUGGGUAUCACUGGUUUCCCAACCAUCCUCUACUUCCGUGCCAACGACAAGACCCCACUCUCCUUUGAAGGUCAUCGUGAUUUUGACUCUCUUUCCAACUUUGUCUCUUCCAAUGCAUCUGUUGAAAAGCAUGCUGAAACCCAAGAAACCACUCAAGAACAAGAACCAGUCAAAACUACUACCACUGAAGAAACUGCUGAAUCAAAACCAUCUCAUCAUGAUGAACUUUAA